AACAAAAAAUCGUCGUCGUCGUCUUCUGUCCAGUCUCGUCGACAAGAUCCCACUAAGCGAGCGAGAGAGAGAGAAGGAACUCGAAGCGGAGGACCAACAAUGGCGGCCGUUCAACAGCAGCAAGCGAUGCAGAAGAAUACGUUGUAUGUAGGAGGUUUAGCUGAUGAAGUAAACGAAUCGAUCCUCCACGCCGCUUUUAUACCUUUCGGCGACAUCAAGGACGUGAAGACGCCGUUGGACCAGGCGAAUCAGAAGCACAGAUCCUUCGGAUUCGUCACUUUUCUUGAGAGAGAAGACGCUUCCGCCGCCAUGGACAACAUGGACGGUGCUGAGCUAUAUGGUCGUGUUCUCACCGUCAAUUAUGCCCUCCCCGAGAAAAUCAAAGGUGGAGAACAGGGUUGGGCCGCGCAUCCACUAUGGGCAGAUGCAGACACAUGGUUUGAGAGGCAGCAACAAGAAAAGGAGAUGCUGAAGAUCCAAGCCGAGAACAAGGCUGCGAUGGAGACUGCCGAGGAACUUCACAGGAAGAAACUGGCGCAAGACCGACAAGGCGAGAUGGAAGAAGAUACAGAUAUCAAAGAUGAUCCUAUGGCCAGAGCCGAGGCCGAUGCUCUAAGCCACGGCAACUAGUCCCGGUUCCAACACUAUCUUCGUGUGAGAUUAGUUUGUUUUUUUUAAUUUGCGCACCAUGUUUUGUUAUAGUUACUAGAGUUGAGUAGUAUGUUAAAACUUGCAUGGUUCGAAAUGUAAAAACUCAUGUUUCUAAACCGGAUGUUCUUCAUACAAAAAGGGUCAUCACAGAUGAAAAUAUC
Eutrema salsugineum is the source of this 812-nucleotide messenger RNA. RefSeq names its product peptidyl-prolyl cis-trans isomerase E. Bases 100 to 630 code for a protein of 176 amino acids. The record is from RefSeq and is a predicted model, not a curated record. Gene Ontology annotation, molecular function: RNA binding. The transcript is spliced from 2 exons. NCBI's taxonomy places the organism in Eukaryota, Viridiplantae, Streptophyta, Magnoliopsida, Brassicales, Brassicaceae.